This is a messenger RNA of Suillus subalutaceus, 855 nucleotides long. RefSeq lists its product as uncharacterized. The record is from RefSeq and is a predicted model, not a curated record. The coding region runs from base 162 to 764 and encodes 200 amino acids. The transcript has 4 exons. NCBI's taxonomy places the organism in Eukaryota, Fungi, Basidiomycota, Agaricomycetes, Boletales, Suillaceae.
CCGAUGACAACACAGCGCGAUUAUGGAACCUCGAUAACAACCAGCUCAUCAGUUCGCCCCUCCAACAUGCAGGUACUGUAACUUCUGUCUCGUUUUCGGCAGAUGGAAAGCUACUAGCCACUGGCUGCUAUGACCAAAAUGCGUAUACAUGGGACGUUUCUAUGAUACUAAAGGAAGCUGGCCUCGACGAACUUCUGUUGGACCAGCGCGACAACUCACUACUCGCUGCUGAUGCUACACGACGUCCAGUCCGUCAGCCAAUCAAGGUCGCCAAUCGGGUACCCCAAGGGUUUUUCGAUGACACACCACAUCGUGCUCACCCUUCUGCGCGACUCGAUCUCCACGAUACGCCAUCACGACCCCGCAUUUUUCACUGGGUUCGAAACAUUUUCUCUGACAAAUCAAGUGGUGCAGAGAUCGAGCGUCACUCAGCAGUCGAUGUUCCCUAUGCCAAGGGCAAGCGUAGGAAUGCAUCAGCACGAGAAAAACGGAUGGUAGUAAUUCCAUUGAAACCCAAGAACCCUGCUGCAAGCACCUCACGCCCUCCCAAUAGCAACGCCACGCAAUCCAGCGGCGCGGCUCAGCCUCAGUCAUUUUUGCAACCACAGGCUGCCGUCUCCACGUCAUCCACCACACCUCUCGCUGUCACUAACACAACUCCAAACACCAAUCCUCAUAUCACAAUCACACACCCCGGGCGCUGGACUCGUUUUUGGGUCGCUAUAUGUUGUGCCUCCUCUGAGUAUACCGACGGUCAUCAUUAAUCUACCUGGUUUAUUUUCUCGUCUUGUAAAAAGAUCUCCUUUGUCCUUUAAAAUGCUAUGACGUUCAUCUCAUCCAUACAACAUUAUUUCU